AUCUCUUUCCAGUGAUUGGAGCCAAAGCAGCUUCAUAAAUUGGCCCUGCUUCACCCAGCCCUCCUUACUAUAUUUGUCCUUUCAAAAAGAGGACCGGUCUCCCAACUCCUCUCCAGAGGACAUCACUGUCAACUACCCCACCUUGGCAUUCCGAGCAGCACCUCCACUUCCCUGUUCUUCAGCCAGCUCUCCAGAGUCCUAUGAGUCUGUGGGGAUGUUUCAGCUCUGGAGCAAUGAGGUGCCAUCACGCUCACAUACAACCAUGGCUUUUGGACGACCCAAGAUGCCAUAUCAUGGGCAGAUGGUGGCCAGCAAUGGUGGUGCCUCAGCCCACGAACUGCCACUGACACCGCCAGCUGAGGCCACCUACUCCUUGGAGUGGUCACCCGUCAAGUUGUUGGCACCCACAGUGCAUCCUUCAUAUACUUUCCCAGAAGCCCAGAACUCCUCCAGUUUUCUGCAAAGCCCAUGGCCUUUGAGUCCAGCUGUUCCUCCAGGCACUCCCUCCACUGAUGAUGCCCCUUGGUGGACCCUGCAGCAGCCCAGCAAUUUCCCUCUGGGACAUCCACUAGUCCUCAGCCCCCAGCUGCCUCUUGCACCCUUCCUGCAGAGCCCUCCCAAAGGGCUGCUGAGCACAGCUCGCCGCUGCCGGCGUUGCAAAUGUCCCAAUUGCCAGGGAGCCAGUAGGUCCCAUGAGGAGCCGGGCAGGAAGAAGCAACAUGUCUGCCAUCUGCCAGGGUGUGGCAAGGUCUAUGGCAAAACCUCUCACUUGAAGGCCCACCUCCGCUGGCAUGCGGGCGAGCGCCCCUUCAUUUGCUCCUGGCUAUACUGUGGGAAGAGCUUCACUCGCUCAGAUGAGCUGCAAAGACACCUUCGGACGCACACGGGGGAGAAGCGUUUUGGCUGCCAGCUGUGCCCCAAGAGGUUUAUGCGGAGUGACCACCUGGCAAAGCACAUCAAGACCCACCAGGGAAAGCAGGUGCGGAAUGUAGCUGUUGUGGCAGCAGCAGCAGUGGGCAUCAAGCGAGAGUGAUGUUAAACAAAGAGGCCUAAAAGGACAGAGUUGAGGUCAAGGAAGCAAGGAGAAGCUACAGGAGGGUUACCAUACCUGGGCUGCAAAAAUCUGGACAUCCACCAGACAGCAGCAAAGAGAUAGCUUGUUCUGCAUACUUUUUCUAACAUCUAAUGAUCCGCAGCCCUUGCUAUGGUGCAACUGAAUUCAUUUUACACCCAACCCUAAUUUCAAUCUAUCAUAAUUUUUCCCAAAGAGCCUGGGAACUGCAGAUCAGUGGGAUGCUAGGAAGUCUCAGUAAGAAAGCGCUAAGUCCUGCCAACGUUCCCUAGCAAGAACGAAUGAUUGGUUAGGUCCACCGAAGUCAGUAGUGAUUCCCCAGCACCCUGAAUUCCACAAGUGUAGAGGCAGAAGCAGGCAGACAAUUCUUAUGUGUCAGGCAGCAUUCAGACAGCACAUCCUGGGCUGUCUAGGACUAAAUGGCUGCCAGGUCACAACAUUUCCAUUUUCAGAAGGCAAAUUGGUGAGUUGCUCCCCACUACCACUUCAAGCCUCCCUCCCCUCAAAUUUCCUUAUCUUAAAUUAGCUUUUGGAGGAGUGAUGUUCUUUCGUCUAGGCUCAAGAGCACAUUUCUAAGCAGAAAACUGGGUUGCAGCACAAAAGUAUUUUUAUCCUCUAAAUGUGGCUACUGGACCUGGAGGCAAUCUUGGGAAGUAAAGAGACCAGUGCUUUGCUUUGCAGCAUGCCAACUUUCCAAUUAGCUUUUUUAAUUUUAAAACUUAUUCAAAACAUUAGUGUCAUGUUGGAUAAGGAGCCUAAUG
Candoia aspera is the source of this 1833-nucleotide messenger RNA. RefSeq names its product transcription factor Sp5-like. Gene Ontology annotation, biological process: regulation of transcription by RNA polymerase II. Bases 215 to 1033 code for a protein of 272 amino acids. Lineage: Eukaryota; Metazoa; Chordata; Lepidosauria; Squamata; Candoiidae. The record is from RefSeq and is a predicted model, not a curated record. Gene Ontology annotation, molecular function: DNA-binding transcription factor activity, RNA polymerase II-specific; RNA polymerase II cis-regulatory region sequence-specific DNA binding. The transcript is spliced from 2 exons.